GGGGGUCCCCGUCCCUCCUCUCUGCGCCUCAACGCCCGCCAUGAGCCUGCAGUGGACGGCGGUCGCCACCUUCCUCUACGCCGAGGUCUUCCUCGUCCUCCUGCUCUGCGUCCCCUUCGUCUCCGCCGCCAGAUGGCAGAAGAUCUUCAAGUCGCGCCUGGUGGGCCUGGCGGUGGCCUACGGCAACACCGUCUUCGUCGUCCUCAUCGUCAUCCUCGUCCUCCUGCUCUUGGACGCCCUGCGGGAGACCCGUAAGUACGACGUGACGGAGCGGGUGGCCCUGCAGAGCAGCCCCGGCGCCCUCGAGCAUUUCCACAUGAAGCUUUUCCGAGCCCAGCGCAACCUCUACCUGGCCGGUUUCGCCCUCCUGCUCUCCUUCCUCCUGCGCCGCCUGGUCACCCUCAUCUCGCAGCAGGCCAUGCUGGGCGCUUCCAGCGAAGCGUUCCGGAAACAGGCGGAAGGCGCCAGCCAAGCCGCCCGCCGUUACAUGGAGGAUAACGACGCUUUGCGGAAACAGCUGCAGGAGGCAGGGGGUGACGGGGGCGGCCCCGUCGUCCCCCCUCCCACGACGAGAACGAGACCCUCAAGGCCAAGGUGGAGAAGCUGAAGGAGGAGCUGGCGGCCAGCAAACGCACUCUGGAGAAGGCGGAGAACGAGGUGCAGGCCAUGCGGCGCCAGGCCGAGGGGCUGACGCGGGAGUACGACCGGCUUCUGGACCAGCACGCGCGCCUGCAGGUAG
Harpia harpyja (harpy eagle) is the source of this 739-nucleotide messenger RNA. RefSeq names its product B-cell receptor-associated protein 31-like. The coding region runs from base 41 to 607 and encodes 188 amino acids. The record is from RefSeq and is a predicted model, not a curated record. NCBI's taxonomy places the organism in Eukaryota, Metazoa, Chordata, Aves, Accipitriformes, Accipitridae. Gene Ontology annotation, biological process: endoplasmic reticulum to Golgi vesicle-mediated transport; intracellular protein transport. The transcript has 6 exons. Gene Ontology annotation, cellular component: endoplasmic reticulum; endoplasmic reticulum membrane.